AUGGCUGACCAGCUGACCGAGGACCAGAUCGCCGAGUUCAAGGAGGCCUUUUCGCUGUUCGACAAGGACGGCGAUGGCACGAUCACGACCAAGGAGCUUGGUACGGUGAUGCGCUCGCUGGGGCAGAAUCCGACCGAGGCGGAGCUGCAGGACAUGGUGAACGAAGUCGACGCCGACGGCAACGGUACCAUCGACUUUCCCGAAUUCCUCACCAUGAUGGCGCGCAAGAUGAAGGACACCGACUCGGAAGAAGAGAUCAAGGAGGCCUUCAAGGUGUUCGACAAGGACGGCAACGGAUUCAUCAGCGCAGCUGAACUCCGACACGUGAUGACCAACUUGGGCGAGAAGCUUUCGGACAACGAGGUGGACGAGAUGAUCCGUGAGGCAGACGUCGACGGUGACGGCCAGAUCAACUACGAGGAGUUUGUCAACAUGAUGCUGAGCAAGUAG
Messenger RNA from Moesziomyces antarcticus, 450 nucleotides. Its product is annotated as calmodulin. The transcript has 3 exons. Gene Ontology annotation, cellular component: central plaque of spindle pole body. Bases 1 to 450 code for a protein of 149 amino acids. Lineage: Eukaryota; Fungi; Basidiomycota; Ustilaginomycetes; Ustilaginales; Ustilaginaceae. Gene Ontology annotation, biological process: spindle pole body organization. Gene Ontology annotation, molecular function: calcium ion binding; enzyme regulator activity. The record is from RefSeq and is a predicted model, not a curated record.